This is a messenger RNA of Hydatigera taeniaeformis, 459 nucleotides long. The record is from the annotation of a GenBank genome assembly. Lineage: Eukaryota; Metazoa; Platyhelminthes; Cestoda; Cyclophyllidea; Taeniidae.
AUGCCAAUCCUACGGCGUUAUUGCAACUGUCCACUUGACAGAAACCGAAUGUCAUCCAACUACCAAACGCAGAAAAAAGGCGCCCUGAUUGUUAGUGAUCUGCGUGUUGAUGACUUUGGGUAUCUGUGUAUCCACCUGACACCGAUAACAGCAUCAAACGCAUACUCCUUACCUCACCACUUUCAGCUUGUCACAAGCGAAAAGCGGAUAAUCUUUCUUCCCUUUUCAGCUAUGCUAAUCUAUCGCGUUUUUCAUAAGUGUCCGAAACUGCCUUUGAAGGCUGUCCACGGUGUUUUGAUGAUACUCGGUCUUCUCUUUUCCGUGGUUGGUCUCAAGGCCGCCUUCGAUUCCCACAAUCUACGCGGCAUACCCGACAUGUACAGCAUUCAUAGCUGGAUUGGCCUAGUCACUGUCAUCCUCUUUGCUGUGCAGGUAAGAUACGAGGCAUUGCAUGGAUAA